Molecule: messenger RNA, 4696 nt
Organism: Pan troglodytes (chimpanzee)
Lineage: Eukaryota; Metazoa; Chordata; Mammalia; Primates; Hominidae
Gene: CNOT4
Product: CCR4-NOT transcription complex subunit 4
Exons: 11
Coding region: 647-2365 (572 amino acids)
Biological process (GO): protein ubiquitination
Cellular component (GO): CCR4-NOT complex
Molecular function (GO): metal ion binding; RNA binding; ubiquitin-protein transferase activity
Source: RefSeq, a predicted model, not a curated record
AGUCUUGGGGUAGCACAUUUCCGCAAACACCGAGGACACGGAAUCACUAGUGAAAACCGCCGACCAAAUGACAUUGAAGCAGCACACGCGUGCAGAGAAGGAAGCAAAACACGAAGAAAGGCAUCAGUCCAGCAGCCACGUGAGGUGGGCGAUCCCCUCCGCCCUCUGAGAGAGGACUUCAACUCCCGGCGUGCCCCUGGGAGGUUACCCUCCGAGGACUCCAACUCCCAGGGUGCUGCGGGAGCGGCCACCGCAACCUCCCACUCAGCCGCCCGCCGCUCCUCCCGCCCCUCCCCCGCCCCUCCUGACCGGAUCAGCGUGCGCCUGCGCACGGGAGGCCGGAGGAGUCUUACCCUAAUGUAAGAUGGUGGCCCGUCUGGCUGUGGAACCCACCGAAAGCUGAGAGUCUCUCUCUCAGCCGUAAAGGUCGGACUCGCUGAAGCAAUCAGGCCCGGUUCUGAAGAGUUUUUUCCCCGACGCUCGUUCGGUGGUUUCUUGUGAGGACGCGGCAGCCCGUGGAGUCGGCUGAGGGAAAAGCGAGGCAAGGCAGGCGGGUCGUCAAAGUCCUACAUUUUAGCUUUCAGUGCUGAACUUCCUUCUCCCUUAAAUUAUUAUAAACUUUUGCUGCUGUUUAAUAAACGUGAAGAUGUCUCGCAGUCCUGAUGCGAAGGAAGACCCUGUGGAGUGCCCUCUUUGCAUGGAGCCCUUGGAGAUAGAUGAUAUCAACUUUUUCCCUUGCACCUGUGGCUACCAGAUUUGCCGAUUUUGUUGGCAUCGAAUUCGCACUGAUGAAAAUGGGCUUUGUCCUGCAUGUAGAAAGCCAUAUCCAGAAGACCCAGCAGUUUAUAAACCACUCUCCCAGGAAGAGCUGCAAAGGAUAAAGAAUGAGAAAAAACAGAAACAAAAUGAGAGAAAACAGAAAAUAUCAGAAAAUCGCAAACAUUUGGCUAGUGUACGUGUCGUACAAAAAAACCUCGUCUUUGUUGUAGGUUUAUCUCAGCGCCUAGCAGACCCAGAGGUUUUAAAACGACCAGAAUAUUUUGGGAAGUUUGGUAAAAUACAUAAAGUUGUCAUCAAUAAUAGCACAUCAUAUGCAGGCUCACAGGGUCCAAGUGCCAGUGCUUAUGUAACCUAUAUCCGGUCAGAAGACGCUCUCAGAGCCAUACAGUGUGUCAACAAUGUGGUAGUAGAUGGCAGAACACUUAAGGCAUCUCUAGGUACAACAAAAUACUGCAGUUACUUCUUAAAGAAUAUGCAGUGUCCAAAACCUGACUGCAUGUAUCUUCAUGAAUUGGGGGAUGAGGCGGCCAGCUUCACAAAAGAGGAAAUGCAGGCGGGUAAACACCAAGAAUAUGAACAGAAGCUACUUCAAGAAUUAUAUAAAUUAAAUCCCAAUUUUCUUCAGCUAUCUACGGGUUCAGUUGAUAAAAAUAAGAACAAAGUGACACCAUUGCAGAGCCCCAUUGACAAACCUUCAGAUUCUCUCAGUAUAGGGAACGGUGAUAAUUCCCAGCAGAUAUCUAACAGUGAUACGCCUUCACCACCACCUGGUUUGUCAAAAUCCAAUCCAGUCAUCCCCAUCAGUUCAUCCAAUCACAGUGCACGGUCCCCUUUUGAAGGGGCAGUAACAGAGUCACAGUCGUUAUUCUCAGACAAUUUUCGCCAUCCCAACCCUAUCCCAAGUGGGCUUCCUCCUUUCCCCAGCUCCCCACAGACAUCCAGUGACUGGCCUACAGCACCAGAACCACAGAGCCUCUUCACAUCAGAAACAAUCCCAGUAUCAUCCUCCACAGACUGGCAAGCAGCUUUUGGCUUUGGUUCUUCUAAACAACCAGAGGAUGACUUGGGUUUUGAUCCCUUCGAUGUCACUCGAAAAGCCUUAGCAGACCUGAUUGAGAAGGAACUGUCCGUUCAAGACCAACCUUCCCUUUCGCCCACAUCUCUUCAGAACUCCUCUUCACACACUACAGCCGCCAAAGGUCCAGGCUCUGGAUUCCUGCAUCCUGCUGCAGCUACAAAUGCCAAUUCUCUCAAUAGUACCUUUUCAGUCUUGCCCCAGAGGUUCCCUCAAUUUCAGCAGCACCGAGCGGUUUAUAAUUCAUUCAGUUUUCCAGGCCAGGCAGCCCGCUAUCCUUGGAUGGCCUUUCCACGCAAUAGCAUCAUGCACUUGAACCACACAGCAAACCCCACCUCAAAUAGUAAUUUCUUGGACUUGAAUCUCCCGCCACAGCACAACACAGGUCUGGGAGGGAUCCCUGUAGCAGGGGAAGAAGAGGUGAAGGUUUCGACCAUGCCACUGUCAACCUCUUCCCAUUCAUUACAACAAGGACAGCAGCCUACAAGUCUCCACACUACUGUGGCCUGACAACAGAACUGAGAGGAGAGGAUUAGACUCUGGGGUGCUUGCAUGGGCAACUGGAUUUUUGCAUGAUUCCUUUAUGAUUUUGCUUUUAAUGUAUACACCCAGAAGAGCCAAUAUAAACGUUCCUCAUGCCUACAGCUAGCGUGUUACCUCAUAGUUGUUGAAGUAUUUCUUCAUUAGGCCUUUAACAUAAUUUAUUAGUGUAAUAAUUUUGGCAUUGUUUCUCAUGAGUGAUACUAUUUCUAACUCAUAAAAAUAAACUUGUAGUACUAAGAUCCCAGGUGAGAUUAGCUAGAAUUGUUGUUAUUUUGGCUCUAUUAUUGAAAAAUUAUACAAAGGUAAUGGUAGUAUCUUGUUUUCUGGUUUGUGAAAAAAUAAUAUCCUAAUCUCCUGAAAAAUUUGCAAAUUAACAAGAUAAUGUCUAUUGCAUUCUUUGAAUACUUGAGAAGAAAGAAUACAUAUAAAACAAAAUUGGUGGUGUCAUUUAAUGCUCAGAAGGAUAUUGUUGGCGAUUGUUUUUAGUUGUCUAGAUUUAUAUCCUAUAAUAUGCAUUACAUGUGUAGAAACUGUUUUGUUCUCUCUCUUUUGCACUUUUGCACUUUCUUUUUGAAUGGUUGUUAAUUAUGCAUAGAUGGUUAAAAGAUAAUUAUUGUAGCCUAAAUGCAAUAUAAUCUCUUUUCUAAUGCACUGCCUAGUAUACCAGGAAAUGCCUCAAAAACAGAACUUCAGUUUAUAGUUGACUUAUCUGAAACUUGAAUACGGAGUAAACAUUGUAUGUGAAAAGCAACCAUAGUAGUGUAACAUUGUUACUGAACAAACAGUAAUUCUGUGGGAUAUUGUUUUGGAAAUUUCAUUGUUUAAUAAUUAAAAUGUGAUAAUAACAUAAUAUUAUAAGUACCUGACCGGAAUGAGACUAAGGCAGAAGAGAAGAGAUUGGAUGUCCUCUAAAAUUAGGCCACCUAAAUUGUAACAUAUAAUUUUAAUCAAGAGAAUAGUGGAGUACUUUAUUAGGACAUAAUGUGAAGUGAUAUUUCUGAAAACACAUUUCUUGAAAUAGUUUUAAAACUGAUAAUAAAGGAAAAGAAACUGUACUUAGUUCGGAGCAGUGGACAAAAGCUGAUUCAGAAAACAUAACCAUAUUCUGCCUAAAUGAAGCAUCUGGGAAGAAAGGGAAAGUCACACCUCCUCUUGAGAUUUUAACCAUUAUGAUAAAAGGUAUGCUUUAAUUUGUUAAAAAAAAAGUAUGAAAGGGGAUAAUGUGAAUACAAAAAAGAAGCCUAGAGAUUGAAAAUAAUAAUAAUAGAAGAUGUUAUUAGGAGAUGGUACUUAAUGUCAUGUUGGAGUUGGAGUUUUCAAGGUUACCUCUAUAUAAAAUUGGAUUAUUUUCUGUUAGAUAUAAUGUGACAAAUUAAAUGAUUUUAUCCCAAGGUACAGUGAGGUAAACAAAAAUCUAUUCUUAGAUAUCCUUAGAUUUGGUUAACUGAGGCUGUAGAAGCAGCGAAUUGUCUAGCCAUUUAAGUUAUUUUUGUAAAAUUCAGCAUAAACAUCAAUCUCUAAUUUCUAUCUAGAAGUGAUUUUAAGACAUUACAAGAACAUUGCCAAUUUGGAAAAUGCCAAUAAAAUAUUGUAGACUUAUUAAUAUUGUAGACUUAUUAUCAGCCUUUUACUGUAGCUUAAUUUAAUUAUGGUUUUCAUUUUUACUGUAAGAGGCCAAGACUUCACUUAUGUCUCCUGUGGAGCUGAGGCUCCUGGGUCUUGUUAUUAUAACAAACUCUGGCUCCUUGUAAUGAUGCUUACUAGCUCAAAGCUUUCUCCAGCAUUCAGUGUUAGCCUUUCAUUGCCUGGAUCUUCUUACAAAGCCAUAGCAAGUGGUUAGUUCCAUUUGCUCCUUGGUGUUGAGAGAUAUACCUGUUAAAUGAGGCUUCUUUCCUUUCUCAUUCAUAGCCAGUGUGGAAAAAUCAUCAGGUAGUUUGCCCAGAUUUGCCAGAUCCCUAAAUAAAAUGGCAAAACGAUCUCCCUGCCUGCUUCUCCUCCCCACCCCCACUUACAUGCACACCAUAAAUCAAGAAAUGCGUUUUGGGCAAUUAGACUUUAUCUUCUAAAUUUUUGCAUAGAAUGGCUAAACAUGAUCUUUUGACUCACUUUGUAAUUCCUACACCUUCCUUGUAAGCUUCACCUUUUUGCUUACCUAAUAUUUUAUGUAAACAUGGUUUUUUAAAAAACCUGAAGUUUAAAAAUCAUAGUCAUAAUUAAUUUUACACUAGAGGACAGAAGAAAUUAUACAACACAUAAAAGAAGCCACUACUUCACAUAGCAAGCAAAUUGAAACCAAAA